Molecule: messenger RNA, 474 nt
Organism: Urocitellus parryii (Arctic ground squirrel)
Lineage: Eukaryota; Metazoa; Chordata; Mammalia; Rodentia; Sciuridae
Gene: Defb129
Product: defensin beta 129
Source: RefSeq, a predicted model, not a curated record
AUGAAGCUCCUCUUUCCUAUCUUUGCCAGCCUCAUGCUACAGUACCAGGUGAAUACAGAACUUUGGAAUACGCCAAAAUGCUUAAUGGGUUUUGGAAAAUGCAAGAGCUCCUGCAACGAAGAUGAAAAAGAAGUUCAGAAAUGCAAGAAGAAAAAAUGUUGCAUUGGCCCCAAAGUGAUCAAACUGAUAACCAUGUACCUGCGCCACGAAAUACCCCAUAUACCUGAGAUAGAAAACGAAACGAUGCUCAUUGGUCACAUAGAUCCUAAGGUAAAACAAARCAAAUAUAUUCUAUCAGUUCCCCUGGAUAUCGAAAGCACCAUCRUUUUCCCCAAUAACAACUCUGUCAUCGUCUCCAGUACCACCCCUGUGCUCCCCACAGGAUACACCAUUCACACUGCUACCCCUACUGAGAGAGAGACUCAGCAAACCAUAGGGUCUGUUGAUGUCUCUCCUCUACCAGAACCACCCUAG